Messenger RNA from Drosophila busckii, 1320 nucleotides. RefSeq names its product opsin Rh6. Gene Ontology annotation, biological process: visual perception; G protein-coupled receptor signaling pathway; phototransduction. Gene Ontology annotation, cellular component: membrane. The transcript has 4 exons. Gene Ontology annotation, molecular function: G protein-coupled receptor activity. Bases 124 to 1230 code for a protein of 368 amino acids. Lineage: Eukaryota; Metazoa; Arthropoda; Insecta; Diptera; Drosophilidae. The record is from RefSeq and is a predicted model, not a curated record.
UGUUCGGCGCCUGCAAAGUAAUCUUCAAGCGUUGUCUCCACUGCUAGUGCUAUGGGCAGCCGCUAGUGGGCGCCAGCUGCAAAUCUUCCAAAGCGUCAAUUGCAACCUUAAAUAAAUAUAAACAUGUUUAGCCUGAAUCCACCAACUUAUGCGCUGCGUGAUGGCCACAAUCUCAGCCUGGCUGAGAGCGUGCCAGCGGAGAUUAUGCACAUGGUGGAUCCGUACUGGUAUCAGUGGCCGCCAUUGGAGCCCAUGUGGUUUGGCAUCAUAGGCUUCGUCAUAGCUGUGCUGGGCAUGAUGUCGCUCUCUGGCAACUUCAUUGUCAUGUACGUCUUUACCUCAUCCAAGUCGCUGCGUACACCCUCGAACAUGUUUGUCGUCAAUCUGGCCUUCUCGGACUUUAUGAUGAUGUUCACCAUGUUUCCGCCUGUGGUGCUAAACGGCUUCUAUGGCACUUGGAUUAUGGGUCCGUUUCUCUGCGAGAUUUACGGCAUGUGCGGCUCGCUCUUUGGCUGCGUGUCCAUCUGGUCCAUGACGCUGAUUGCCUAUGAUCGCUACUGCGUCAUUGUCAAGGGCAUGGCGCGCAAGCCGCUGACAGCCACCGCCGCUGUGCUGCGUCUCCUGGUCGUUUGGCUCAUCUGCGGCACUUGGGCGCUGCUGCCGCUGUUUGGCUGGAAUCGUUAUGUGCCCGAGGGCAAUAUGACUGCCUGUGGCACGGACUACUUUGCCAAGGACUGGUUCAAUCGCAGCUACAUCAUAGUCUACUCGCUGUGGGUCUAUCUGACGCCGCUGCUGACCAUCAUCUUCUCCUACUAUCACAUACUUAAGGCUGUGGCGGCGCAUGAGAAGGCUAUGCGUGAGCAGGCCAAGAAGAUGAAUGUCACCUCGCUGCGCAACAGCGAGGCAGACAAGAGUAAGGCCAUUGAAAUCAAGCUGGCCAAGGUGGCGCUGACUACCAUUUCGCUUUGGUUCUUCGCCUGGACGCCCUACACAAUCAUCAAUUACGCGGGUAUCUUUGAGUCCAUGCACCUGUCGCCGCUUGCCACCAUUUGUGGCUCGGUGUUUGCCAAAGCGAAUGCGGUUUGCAAUCCCAUUGUUUACGGCUUAAGCCAUCCCAAGUACAAGCAGGUGCUGAAGGAGAAAAUGCCUUGUCUGGCCUGUGGCAAGGACGACUUUGGCGCCGAUACCAGAACGCAAGCCACCACAGAGAUUAGCGAGUCACAGGCUUAAGCCAAAUGCAAUACGACGACUGCAGUUGACGAAGACGACGACGACGCUAGAACUUUUGCAUAAAAAACUGAAAAAAACAAUCAAAAAAAG